AGGAACAGGGAAUGAACAAGGAAGAACUGCGCCGGCUCUCCCAUGCACAAUACACAGGACCCCGCGGAGACCCGGUCCUCUACUGGCACCCAGACUGACAGCAUGCAGGGUCAAGUACCAAGACUGUCUAAAGUCAAUCUGUUCACUUUACUGAGUCUGUGGAUGGAAGUGUUUCCUUCUGAAGAACCUGACAGAAAGAAGUCACAGGUAAAAAAGACUGGUCUUGUCGUGGUUGCAAAUAUGAAGGUGAUUGACCUCCACUGUUCCAGCAAAGAGCUACAUGCAGGUCAAAUUGCUGUUAUUAAACAUGGAUCAAGACUCAAGGACUGUGAUCUCUAUUUCUCGCGGAAGCCGUGUUCAACCUGCUUAAAGAUGAUUGUAAAUGCGGGUGUGAACAGAAUUUCCUAUUGGCCAGCAGACCCCGAAAUGAGCCUACAGCAGGAUUCCUCCGACCGUACCGGCAGCGGGGAUGCCAAGCUCGAUGCAAAGGCCGUGGAGAGGCUGAAGUCAAACAGCCGUGCCCACGUCUGUGUGCUGCUGCAGCCCCUGGCGUGUUACAUGGUGCAGUUUGUAGAAGAGACGUCUCUAAAAUGUGAUUUUAUUCAGAAGCUUGAAAGGAAGCAUCCUGAUUUUACCAAGAGUUUAUUUUACGACUACCGCCAGGAGAGGAUUAAAGAAUACGAGGCGCUGUUUUUAAUAUCCAGUGAUGAACAGCACAAGGAGAUUUUAAGAUUGAUGGGUCUGGAAAACCUCUGUGAGAAUCCGUAUUUUAUUAACUUAAGACAAAAUAUGAAGGAGCUCGUUCUCAUUCUUGCGACUGUGGCAUCUAGUGUUCCUCGCUGCUAUGAUUUUGGUUUCUACCUCAGUAAUCCGCAGAUGGCUAGUGGCUUGACUUAUCCGAGUCUCACCCAGGACAUUGCUUGGCAUUGUAUCAUUCAAGCACGCCUGCUGGCAUACCGCACCGAAGAUCACAAGAUAGGAGUUGGCGCUGUUAUUUGGGCAGAGCAUCAAUCUAACUCCAUAGAAUGUGAUGGUACGGGAUCUAUGCAUUUCCUUGGCUGUGGAUACAAUGCUUAUCCAGUGGGUUCAGAGUAUGCCGACUUUCCACAUAUGGAUGACAAGCAAAAAGAUAGAGAAAUUCGGAAGUUUCGAUAUAUCGUCCACGCUGAACAGAAUGCUUUAACAUUCAGGAGUCAUGAAAUUAAACCUGAAGAGAAAAGCAUGAUCUUUGUGACAAAGUGUCCAUGUGAUGAGUGUCUGCCACUGAUCAAAGGUGCUGGAAUCAAGCAGAUCUAUGCCGGGGAUGUGGACAUCGGGAAAAAGAAGGCAGAUAUAUCCUAUAUGAAAUUUGGUGACCUCAAAGGAGUCAGUAAAUAUACGUGGCAGCAAAAUUCACACAGAGUCUUUGUUGAUAACGUGACAGAUUCUGAAGCAACAGAAAAUGGAGUUCUAAAAAGCAAAGCAAAAGACGACGAUUUGAACAGUACCAGCAAGAAGAUGUGUCUUAGGGACAAGUAAAACAUGAAGUGUCAGAACCUCGCUCACUAAAACCAAG
Messenger RNA from Spea bombifrons (plains spadefoot toad), 1555 nucleotides. It is a transcript of the gene CDADC1, whose product is annotated as cytidine and dCMP deaminase domain containing 1. Gene Ontology annotation, biological process: dUMP biosynthetic process; dTMP biosynthetic process. Bases 43 to 1518 code for a protein of 491 amino acids. Gene Ontology annotation, molecular function: dCMP deaminase activity; zinc ion binding. NCBI's taxonomy places the organism in Eukaryota, Metazoa, Chordata, Amphibia, Anura, Pelobatidae. The record is from RefSeq and is a predicted model, not a curated record. The transcript has 9 exons. Gene Ontology annotation, cellular component: cytoplasm.